Cylicocyclus nassatus is the source of this 1238-nucleotide messenger RNA. The record is from the annotation of a GenBank genome assembly. NCBI's taxonomy places the organism in Eukaryota, Metazoa, Nematoda, Chromadorea, Rhabditida, Strongylidae.
GACGACUUAUGGCCCCACUCAAAUUCGUUUUUGUUUGUGGUUUAUGGGCCUUGGCUAUGGCGUUGGAUAACGGAUUGGCAAGAACCCCACCAAUGGGUUGGAUGUCAUGGACUGCCUUCAAAUGCGAAAUGAACUGUACGGCUUACCCAAACGCUUGCAUCAAUGAACAACUUUAUCAGAAGAUGGCCGAUAGAUUGGUAUUGGACGGAUACAAAGAUGUUGGUUAUAACCAUAUCCAUAUCGACGAUUGUUGGAUGGCUCGUAAACGAGAUGCGAAUGGAAGUCUUGUUGCUGAUCCAGAUAGAUUCCCAUCGGGAAUGAAGGCACUUGCUCAGUAUAUGCACGCUAGAGAUUUGUACCUUGGAAUUUACGAAGACUACGGGUUGGAAACUUGUGCAGGUUUCCCCGGAAGCUAUGGGCAUAUUCAGAUGGAUGCGAAUACCUUCGCUGAGUGGGAGUGUGAUUAUCUGAAGCUGGAUGGCUGUUAUAUGUUGCCGACAGAGGGAGGCAUUGGCUAUCCCGAAAUGGAGCGAGCUCUAAAUGCUACUGGAAGACCUAUAAUGUACUCUUGCGAAUGGCCUUCAUAUUUAUACCCCGUUCAGCUGGAGGUAAACUACACAGAGAUCCGGCAAUCAUGCAAUCUUUGGAGAAAUUUUCAUGACAUUUCCAAUUCCUGGCACUCAGUUCUGAGCAUAAUAAACUUUUACGAUAAAUGGCAAGACAAGCUCAUUCCUGCUGCUGGACCAGGAGGUUGGCAUGACCCGGACAUGCUUAUUAUUGGGCUCGACCCGGGACUGACCGUUGACCAGGCUAAGGUUCAGAUGUCGAUAUGGUCAAUCUGGUCUGCUCCAUUGAUAAUGUCAAAUGAUCUACGAGCAAUCGAGCCGCAGUUCAAAGAAAUUUUGCAAAAUCGUGACGUCAUAGCUAUAGAUCAAGAUCCACUCGCUAUCAUGGGGCGAUCAGUCUUGAAUUCCCAGGACAAUGGUGUCUAUAUGAAACCAGUCAUGCCAACCAAAAAUAAUGCGACCUCGUUUGCAAUUGCUGUACUCAACAGACAUGACAAUAAAGCCUAUACCGUUCAAUUCGCUCUUUCUCGAGUCGGAUUGAACAAUACAGCAGGUUACCAAAUGAAGGAUCUUUGGAGCAAACAAGACAUGAGAGUGAUGAAACCUUCCGAUACGCUGAAGCUCAGCGUUCCACCGACUGGCAUUUCUAUGCUGAAAGCUACGUUGAUAUAA